AUGGCUCAAACGAACCAGGUAUUCAUUGCGAUUAUUGGCGCUGGAGGGGUAGGCAAAUGCUUCCUCUCUCAGCUUGCGGACCUGAGUACACGCCGACCAUCUCCGAAGCUGAGUCUCUGCUACAUAUCGACAAGCAAGAAAGCCGUCUACAAUGCCGACUACUCGAUUGGCGACAAUGCCCUCCAGGACCUCGCAGCCUCGACCAAAGCUCCUAUGAGUCUACCCCAGGUCGCCGACUACCUCGCUGCGGCGCCCUCCAAAGCCAUACUCGUCGACAACACCAGCUCGCAGGAUGUGGCCGAUGCCUACCCGCUCUUCUUGAGCCGCGGUGUGAGCAUUGUCACUCCCAACAAAAAGGCCUUUUCAGGCUCGUACAAGCUGUGGCAAGACAUCUUCAGUGCUGCUUCCACCUCGGGAGCCAAGGUGUACCACGAGUCCUCAGUUGGAGCUGGUCUACCCGUCAUCUCAACACUGAAGGAUUUGGUGGAUACUGGAGAUGAGGUGAUCAAGAUCGAGGGUGUGUUCAGCGGUACCAUGUCCUUCCUGUUCAACUCAUUCGCACCGGUCGAGGGUUCCGGUGGCCAGUGGUCUGCGGAAGUCAAGAAGGCGAAAGAGCUGGGAUACACGGAACCUGACCCUCGAGAUGAUCUGAACGGUCUUGAUGUCGCGAGAAAACUGACUAUACUCGCGCGUUUGGCUGGUCUCCCUGUCGAGUCCCCUACGUCCUUCCCGGUCCAGAGCUUGAUCCCGAAGGAGCUGGAGUCGGUCUCGAGUGGUGAUGAGUUCCUCCAAAGACUACCCGAGUUCGAUUCCCAGAUGGAAGAGACUAAGUCCGCGGCGCAAAAGCAAGGCAAGGUGGUACGAUUCGUGGGUAGUAUCGAUGUGGCUUCCAAGGCGGUAAAGGUCGGACUGGAGAUGUUUGACAAGUCACACCCGAUCGCAGCGCUCAAGGGCAGCGACAACGUCAUUAGCUUCUACACCAAGCGAUAUGGAAGCAACCCGCUUAUCAUCCAGGGCGCUGGCGCUGGCGGAGAGGUGACGGCCAUGGGCGUGACUAGCGACUUUAUCAAAGUUGUGUCCCAAAUCUCGUAA
Messenger RNA from Anthostomella pinea, 1092 nucleotides. The record is from the annotation of a GenBank genome assembly. Lineage: Eukaryota; Fungi; Ascomycota; Sordariomycetes; Xylariales; Xylariaceae.